UGUGCAUUUUAUUCAUCUUGUGGCAAGAAAUCUGGAACAGGAUUGGCAGUUUUGGAGAUCUGAAGAAUAUGGGUGGUUUCACCGCUGAAGAUCUAUCCACCAUCGGCGGAAUCGCCACCGUCUCGCUUCUUCAUUCCUUCAUUCCCACUCACUGGCUUCCUUUCUCCAUUGUCGGUCGCGCUCAGAAAUGGACUCUCUCCACCACUCUCCUCGUCACCGCAUUUGGAGCAAUUUUGCACGUAAUAUCCACUUCACUGCUUGGUAUAACAGCAAUUACCAUGGCUAACACCAUUGCUGGUGAAGAAACAGUGCACAAGAUUGCUUCACUUUUGCUUGUAUUUUUGGGUGGUAGUUAUAUACUUCUGUUUCUGAUGGGAAAGGGUGGCCAUAGUCAUUCGCACAACCAACCCAUGGAGAAAAUGGCUGUAGCUGGACUUAUUCUUGUUCCUGCCUUGUCUCCUUGUGCGACAACACUCCCAGUAUUUCUUGCUGUUGGAAAUUCAUCCUCCAUGAUGGUGCUUGCCAUCAUAGUACUACUAUUCAGCACAAUAACUGUGAUGACUUCGCUAGUAGCAUUGUCAUUUUAUGGGGCCAGUCAGCUGAAGUUUCACUGGGUAGAGCGAUAUGACAAACUUCUUGUUGGUUCAGUGCUGUGUUUAGUAGGAGUCUUGACCCUACUUUUUCAUGAUCACGAUCAUGGAGAAGUAGUUACGAUCGGAGAGCACUCACAUAGGAAGAUUAUUACCUUGUGAGAUAUAUAAAUGUUUUUGUAAUUAACAUGCUUUUGAGCAUUGUCACGGUAAAAAAAAAUGAUGUUGCUGUUUAGAAAAUUGAUCAUCUUGGUCUAGUUUGAGUGAUUGUACACUGAGUUUAUAAUGUGAAGCUAAUGAAUAUUCAAAUUACCUGUUCUGUUGGUACAAACA
Messenger RNA from Cajanus cajan (pigeon pea), 923 nucleotides. RefSeq names its product Fe(3+) dicitrate transport system permease. Lineage: Eukaryota; Viridiplantae; Streptophyta; Magnoliopsida; Fabales; Fabaceae. The record is from RefSeq and is a predicted model, not a curated record.